This is a messenger RNA of Megalopta genalis, 1737 nucleotides long. RefSeq names its product ADP-ribosylation factor-like protein 8 (gene Arl8). Lineage: Eukaryota; Metazoa; Arthropoda; Insecta; Hymenoptera; Halictidae. Gene Ontology annotation, cellular component: lysosomal membrane. Gene Ontology annotation, biological process: anterograde axonal transport; protein transport. Gene Ontology annotation, molecular function: GTPase activity; GTP binding. The record is from RefSeq and is a predicted model, not a curated record.
GGACGAGGUGGAGGAACUCGGGUUGAGAGCCGCUGGGAACGUCUUCUGCUGCACGUCAAUGCCCGAACUGUCAAGACCGCUUGGCGAGCGUAAAGUGUUCACUGCGAUAAAGUUGAUUCUGUGCGCGAGAUAUCGGUUUGGUAGUCGGUGGGAUUUCGGCUCGGGAUCUCGCGGCAUAACGAGAACACCGGGUGCCGCGCGAAUUAGUCAGCGUCGGACACUGACUAGCGCGGUACACGCAUACCUUUGGAUCCUGACGUCGUACCCAAGAGUGCAAAUGACUACAUGUCAAAGCCAGUAAGCGGCGUACUUUAAGUGAACCUUUGAUUUUCUACAUCCGGUCGACGGAGCUGGAUAUAUCCCGCGAACGUCGAAACAAUGCUGGCGCUUAUCAAUCGGAUCCUGGACUGGUUCAAGUCCCUCUUCUGGAAAGAAGAGAUGGAACUCACUCUCGUCGGCUUGCAGUACAGUGGGAAAACUACCUUCGUAAAUGUUAUUGCGUCAGGGCAAUUUAGUGAGGACAUGAUUCCUACUGUUGGGUUCAACAUGCGCAAAAUAACGAAAGGCAAUGUCACUAUAAAGGUAUGGGACAUUGGAGGUCAACCAAGGUUUAGGUCUAUGUGGGAACGAUACUGUAGAGGUGUGAACGCGAUAGUAUACAUGGUGGAUGCAGCCGAUCCUGAGAAAAUAGAAGCAAGUCGCAACGAGCUACACAAUCUGUUGGACAAACCUCAGCUAGCUGGUAUUCCAGUGUUGGUUCUCGGCAACAAAAGGGAUUUAGCUCAUGCUUUAGAUGAGAAUGGACUCAUAGAAAGAAUGAACUUAGCUGCUAUUCAAGAUCGUGAAAUCUGUUGCUAUAGUAUCUCGUGCAAAGAAAAAGACAAUAUUGAUAUUACAUUGCAGUGGCUUAUAGCACAUUCUAGAAGUGGUGUUCGCUAAUACGUGUAACAAAUUUUCUGUUCUUAUACAUUCUUAUCGGAAAACCCAAGAUAUUGAUAGCAGAAUUGGGAUCAAACAUGCGAGGAAGUGUUCGGCAAUUUUAUUCUGAAUUGAUCGAUUAUCGUAGAAAAAUGUUCUUUUCGAAAUCUAAGCUUUAGCUGUCCUUCGUUCAGGCGUAUAAAGAGGAAAAAGAUCGUAGAAAAUGUCGUGGAAAAAAAGAUACCAAGGAAGUUAUGCUUAAGCCAAAUAUGUUCGAGCGAACGAUAACGGAACACAUACAUCCUUGCGAGCACUUUUAGGGAUAAGUGAACAUACCUUUUUAUAUUGCGUUUCUAGAUGAUCAGUUCGAGUAACACUGCUGUUGUUCUAAUACAUAAAACCAUCAAACGAGCAAAUAGCAUUUAAACGGUUAACGUAGAAACAAUGGUAGCUAGUACGAAUACAGGCGCAAAAUAACAUUACUUUAUCAUAUAGUACACAUUCUCGGAAAUAUUUAAUUACCAUUAAUAAGUCACGGCAUAGAGAUUACGUACAUUUGAUCGCUAUAUGUACACGAAUAUGACGCUAAGUAAACUUGUAUAAUUAAUGGAGAAUGAUUAACUAUAUUAUACCGAUUUAUUAUGAUCCUCGGAAAAUAUGACAGUUGUGUUAUGUAUAUACACGUAUAUAUAUAUAUAUAUAUAAAUAUGAGAAGAAUAAAAUGAUGUAAUCCAUUUUUUAAAUGGAGGAUCGUCUCUGAAGAAAUUUCUACAAUCAUUGAAGAAAAGAAAAAUAAAAUAUUGUAUGUUUUUAAAACGA